AUGUGGAAAAGAUGCUGCAAUCAAUGGAAGAUGCGUGUGGUGGAGAUCGAUUGCAGGUGGCUGUCUUACUCUUCUUAUCCACGAUAGUAAAAGGAGGGAGAAGAUUUAAUAGCAUACAUCCAUUUGGUCUGAAGAUAGUGAAUGAUUUGGAAGAGGUAAAAAAGUUUCCUUGGGGGCGGAUUACUUUCGAAGACACUAUGAACCAAAUUGAUCACUUGAUGAAGAAGCGGUUAAAUGGCAAAGUGAAAGUUGACCAUUUGUUUGGAGGGUUCAUAGUUCCUCUUGAGGUUUUGGCGUUUGAAUGCAUUCCUGAGCUGUCCAAACAAUUUCAAGAAGGUGUAAUAGGCGCAAAUGAUGGAUGCCCACGGAUGUGCAAGAAGAAAUUUAAAGACAAUGGAAUGACAUGUUUUCCACUUAAAGAAGUCAACCAAGCGCUUGGAACAACUAAGGACAUCAUUAGUAUUAUGCAACCAUCAGUGGCUGAGGAAACUCUUUUGCUGGACAUUAUGGAGUGAGCUGAAGCUGAGGAUUCAUUGGACCCUAUUUCUGAUGCAUGGACAGAGCAUCUCGAUGUACAACUAAU
Messenger RNA from Arabidopsis arenosa, 583 nucleotides. The record is from the annotation of a GenBank genome assembly. NCBI's taxonomy places the organism in Eukaryota, Viridiplantae, Streptophyta, Magnoliopsida, Brassicales, Brassicaceae.